AUGGCAGAAAAACGUUCUGCACGACAACGUAAAGUUCAAAAUUAUUCUCUCUUAGCAGACGAAAGUGAUGAGGAAUUCUUUUAUGAUGAUGAACCAGUCAAACAUAAGAAGUACGAUGAUGAUGAUGACAUAGUAGAAAAGUCAACCAGUAAAUCUACUAAAACUAAAAAGAAAACACCGAAGGAAAAGUCAGUGAAAAAACCACCCGAGGCAACUCCUGCAUCAAAAGAGAAUCAACUUCCUAAAACUGUUAAUGAAAUAAAGCCGACUAAUUUAAGUCCUGCAGUGCUGCCUCACUCUGAAACACCUAAAUCACCUGUAAUCAAUCCCACGUCGAAAUUCCUGUCGAAAUCUGUCCCUUCUACUCCUGUUCAUUCAGCUGUAUCAUUGUCUAAUGCAGCAGUUACGCCACCACCGUCUUUAGGUAAGGCGUUUAUUCCUGUCACUCCAUCUAGCGGUCUGCGUCUUGGUUUGUCACGUACAAAAAAAUUACGACCUUUGCACACAAAUGUACGCAUAACAUAA
Molecule: messenger RNA, 525 nt
Organism: Trichobilharzia szidati
Lineage: Eukaryota; Metazoa; Platyhelminthes; Trematoda; Strigeidida; Schistosomatidae
Source: the annotation of a GenBank genome assembly